GCGCUCCACCCAUGGUCCUGUCUGCAGGAGGAAGAGACUGUUUGCGAUCUGGAGACACCUGCUCCAGUGAUGAUUCCUGCAGCCCACGACUGCGCACCCUCCGGCAGUGCGUGGCGGGAGACGGCAGCAUGAAGCUGGGGCCUGGAGCACGAAACCAGUGUGAGAAUGCCAUGAUAGCACUCCUGUCCACCCCUUUGCACGGCUGCCAAUGUAAACGAGGGAUGAAGCGGGAGAAAAACUGCUUGAGUAUCUACUGGAGUCUUCAUCAGUCCGUGCUGCAUGGACUCAGCUUGGUGGAAAGCUACCCCUAUGAACCAGAAGAAAGGGGCUCUGACUACGUCCGUCUGGCCUCCAUCGCUGCAGAGUCUGAGGUAACAACGGUGAACCGCUGCCUGGAUGCUGCCAAGGCGUGUAACAUAGAUGAGACAUGUCAGAAACUUCGUACGGAGUAUGUCUCAGCCUGCAUUCAGCCAUCAGCCCGCUCGGGGCCAUGUAACCGACCAAAGUGCAACAAGGCACUCAGGAAGUUCUUUGACCGUGUUCCCCCAGACUACACCCAUGAGUUGCUAUUCUGUCCCUGCACCGAUACAGCGUGUGCAGAACGCCGCAGGCAAACCAUUGUGCCAUCUUGCUCUUAUGAAGAAAAGGACAAGCCCAACUGUUUGUCCCAACUGAGGAUCUGCAAGGCAGACUAUGUGUGCAGGUCUCGCUGGGCACAGUUCCAGUAUGACUGCCAACCCACUGACCAGAGCAGCAGCGGCUGCAAGCAGGAAAACUACAGAGCAUGUCUUCUUGCAUACACCGGCUUGAUAGGAAGUACAAUAACUCCCAACUACCUUGACAACUCCACAUCCAAGGUGGGACCCUGGUGCUCCUGCGCAGCGAGCGGCAACCACAGGGAACAAUGCAGUGACUUCCUUGCUUUUUUCCAUGACAACGUUUGUCUAAAAAAUGCCAUCUUGGCCUUCGGGAAUGGAUCAGACGUGAAGACCGGAGCCAGCCAGCCUGGGAUGUCGAGCCCAGCAACGGACAGCCAGAGCCAGCAUUUGGUAACCACCACCCCGGGUGUCUCCAUGGAAACAGAGCAGAACGAUCUGCAAGCACAGAUACCUACUCAGGUGAAUGAGAACGACAGAUUGUGGGGUGACGAGGUAGACGCCACUCUCCCCUCUCCGGGCCUUUUGGAUCAUGGAGCCGAGCCCGUCCGCUUCUCUCUGCUGCUCAUUCUGGUCUGGCUGAUCCUUGUGCUGCUCUCCCACCCAUGAGACACGUCAUCUACCUGGCUCUUGUGGACCAAGUUUCAGAUCCAGGAAUGGGGUGGGGAUGGGUUGGGGUGAGGACGAAACGGCUGUGUGUGUGUGUGUGUGUGUGUGUGUGUGUGUGUGUGUGUGUGUGUGUGUGUGUGUGUGUGUGUGUGUGUGUGUGUGUGUGUGUGUGUGUGUGUGUGUGUGUGUGAGCUCAGUCCUGCCCCACCCCCAGUCUCCUUUCUCCCACCAGAAUCACUCCUAAUCUCUUUUUGUGAAUCAUGAUGUGUUGCAAAGCUCUGGAGAGGGAAAGGUGACCCCGCUGCAUCAUCGGAGAGGGAACACCAAUGGAACACACAUCAUUUCCUGCUUUUCCACAAACACACACAGACUUCUUUCAUCUGAUAUCAAACUUCAGCGAAAAGGAGCUGUUGGUUCUGGACGUGUACAGGGAAGAGAUGCGGUGCAGGAGAACUCUAAGUAUAUAAAACAGAGAAACAUCUUUUCUUUUUGUUUGCUCUUGAACAUUCCUCGAUGUAAAAGAUAAAAUAUUAAAUGUUAAGACUUUUCCCUCAGACGUGUUAUGCCAGGUUUAAGGUGGAACGUGUGUGUUGGUCCACAUGCAGCUCUGUUAUUUACGUCAGCGUCACAUUUUCUAUUUGAAAUCCCUUAAAGUGUUAGAUGAAAGCACAUGUUCUGAUGAGUCAAAUCACCGCGGAACCUUUGACUCUGUGGUUGUGUUUAAAGCUGAAGAGUUCAUUUCCAAAAGAAUUUAAAGUAUUUUAGGAAAAUUCUGUUGAAAUUUAACCAGAUGGAAAGAAACCAACGAUGCUUAUUAUCCUUUCAUUUAUUGGCUUUCUGGUCAAUUAUUUAGUUAAAGUAGGAGGAGCCAACUCUAAAUUUUGAUGACCUUACUUUGGAAAAGAACUCUUCAUAAUUUUCAUUUUUAAGCUUUAAUGUGAGGCCCGGUCCCAGCCUGUUUUUUCUCAGAACUGUAAAAAAACAAAACAAACAAACAAAAACAAUCAAGUGUUUUUUGUUGAACCAACAAGAGAUCUCAAGUUUAUAUUUUUAAAUGUGAAUGGACGUUGUUGCAGAAAUAACACCCAUGAGCCGCCACUGUGGGAGAACUGGUGAUCCACCAUCUGUGACCGGUGGGACUCUCCGCUCCCACUGGGAGGUCAGAGCUCUGAUUGGUGGAGAGGAGUCCGGGACAUUGCCGCUGACUUCAGAUUAUGCCAUCUUUACCUGAAUGAGGACGAACAGACCAAUCAGACGGGAUUUAGUUGGACACAUCUACUCCAUCAUGUUUGUCGGAACACCGGUUCCGAUGCUCAGUGCUGCCUGUGUUUUCUAAAAGUUAAAGACUGGAUUCAACAUGUAAACAGUUGUCUUAAAGGGCCAGUUCACUCAUUCAUGAGUCAUAGACUUGUAUCAAUUGUUAAAGAGGCGUUGACGUCAAAAACCAAACUUCUUCAUCUAAGUUCAAUUUCAUUUAUUUAACUUUCUUUAUAAAAGAGUCACUUGGUAGAAAACAAGUUCAAAUCAAGUCUAAUAGGAAUAUCGGCUUGGUUCUGUUAUUGUUGUUGUUGUUGAUCAUCACUUAAGCUCUGUUGCAUUUAUUUAUUUAUUACUUUACCCGUUAAAGACUUGUAAAGGCCAACGUGUCAUAUGUUUAAUGCAUCUGCAGUGGUCUCAAGUAGGACUGAAUGUAAGUCGUAGUCUGGGGAAAGAAAAGCUGCGGCGCGUCUGUUUGAGAACGUAGAAGUCAGCUGUUUCAAACGACGACAUCUCUCCUCUGAUUGGUUAACAGCAACACGACUCUACCACUGACCCUGAUGGCUCUGCAACGUUGAUGUUUUAUCUCCACACAUAACACAAGCCUGGAGGAGUUCUGCUGUGUGGUGGAGUUGCUAAUGCCAACGGUUAGCUUCUACUAGAGGAGAUGUUCUCUGCUGUUUUCUGGAUGUUAAACCAACAACAACCUUCGUGAGUCAAGAUGGGUGGGUUCAUGAACAGUGAGUGACAGUGUGAUGUAGAUCUGUCAGGCUCUACUGAACCAAAUGUGUUUCUGUCUUCUUUAGUCAGAAGCUAAUGCAGUAAAUAGGGGUAGAAGACUAUUUUCAUGUUCUGCCUAUGUGUUAAACUCAGAGUGACCCAUCAUUUUUAAAAAUAAGUAAAAACACUUUCUCAGUGGCACUGCUCUUUAACAGAACCAGAGGUCGGUCCAUCCAGUUCAGGAUAGAGAAACAUACAAAAAGCCUUUUAGACCUGUCAUUCACUUUAUAGGAAAAACAACAGGAUGGUUAAAGACCACUAAAAUGAGCAACCUCAUCCAGAUAGGAUCAUUUGUGGAGAUGAAUAGAUCAUGACAAGCAGCAUCCUAAAGAAGCUGUGGACUCCAUCCCACGCCUAACUGAACAUCUUCCUGUAUUUGUUAAUAAAUCAGGAUGUUAUGUUUCAUUGUGUUCCUCAUUCAGUCCCAAAAGUGUGUUUUAAUGAGUGUUUUGGUUGAACUGGCCCUAUAAACUAUGAAUCUGUGUGGUUCUAUGAUUUUAAGAGUUUGUGUGAUGCACUGAGCCACGGGGAUCAACCAGCAGAGAGCAUCCAGGACCAGGUGAUACACCAGUCCUCUCUUUGAAAAGGAAACCGAUCCCAGUUGGCUCAUGUGACUCCCUGAACAUAUAC
Messenger RNA from Nothobranchius furzeri (turquoise killifish), 3932 nucleotides. The record is from RefSeq and is a predicted model, not a curated record. Lineage: Eukaryota; Metazoa; Chordata; Actinopteri; Cyprinodontiformes; Nothobranchiidae.